Molecule: messenger RNA, 700 nt
Organism: Culicoides brevitarsis
Lineage: Eukaryota; Metazoa; Arthropoda; Insecta; Diptera; Ceratopogonidae
Product: general odorant-binding protein 69a-like
Exons: 2
Coding region: 12-467 (151 amino acids)
Molecular function (GO): odorant binding
Source: RefSeq, a predicted model, not a curated record
GCUACUCAAAAAUGGCAAAACAAAUUUUUCUCGUAGUACUUUUGGUGGCUUAUUCACAAAGUUUUGACAUCGAAACGUUCGAUUUUCCGGACCAAAUUAAGGCGCAGCUCAUCCAGAUGUCCAACAAAUGCGUCGAAUCCACGGGAGCCGAAAGGAAAGUCAUGCGACAAUGUUCCGAAACGGGCCAAAUCCCCGACGAUCCAAAGGUGAAAUGUUAUUUGAAGUGUUUGCACGAUAAUUUUAACGUGGAUUUGGAGAAACAAGUUGCUUCGAUAACGCAUGAUGAUACCCACGCACAUGACAUUAACGAGCAUGUCCAUCAAUUGGUCGAACAUUUGCAGAAAAAUUGCGGAGGACUUUCUCAUGACGACAAAUGUGAAGAAGCCUGGAUGAAAGCAAAUUGCCAAUUGAAGAACUUCAAAGGAGAAAUUGCUUUUUGUUUCGCAGCUCCGUUCUUUGGACACUAAUGGGAAAUGCCUCCAAGACACUGAUGCACCGACAAAUAAUCCGAUAAAUUGACAAACAAUCAAUUCAACUCUUUUUUUUUCAAUUUCUUUUGUGUUUCGAAGAUGAUUUGGCAAAAAAAUCAAUGAAAAGGAUCACAUAAUCAGCAAAUCUCUAAAUAUUUUAUUUUUAUUUAUUUAUCUGUUUAGAGAUAAUUUCCCAUCAUUUGCAAAAAAAUGCAGACAAUAAAAUUCUA